AUGGUUGAUGUUAACAACUUGCACCUCGUAAAGGACGAAACAAUGAUCUUGAAGGAUAUUAUCGAACAGUACAGGGAAGCCUUUUCGACUUACUAUGAAGAGUUAACCCAGGAAAAGGAUAAAGACCAUGAACAUGCCCAUUAUAAGGAUAAGGUCGAAGAUAUGAUGGCAUAUUUACACCCAUUACACGCUUGGAUAUCACAGGCUGAGGCCCGCUUGAGUGAUCAGUUAGAUGGAAGAAGUAGCAAAGGAUCUGAACGAUCGUCUAAGGCAAGUUCAAGGUUGUCUGCAAGAGACCGAGAGAGAGUCCGUCUAGCAGAGUUAAAGGCUGAAAGAUUGAUGCUUAAGCGGAAACAGGCUCUUCGUGCUGCGGGAGAAGAAUUGGAACUUGAAAUGGAAAUAGCAAAGACCGAAGCAAGGGAGAAGACAUUGAGUGAAAUUGAUAAGGAACACGAGGCUCCCCCCUCCACUUGGCUCAAGUCCACCUUCAGUGGCUGCCUCCUUUACACCUAUUGUGUUAAAGUCUGCAGCAAAAUCGUCACCUGA
This is a messenger RNA of Porites lobata, 546 nucleotides long. Lineage: Eukaryota; Metazoa; Cnidaria; Anthozoa; Scleractinia; Poritidae. The record is from the annotation of a GenBank genome assembly.